Molecule: messenger RNA, 870 nt
Organism: Auanema sp. JU1783
Lineage: Eukaryota; Metazoa; Nematoda; Chromadorea; Rhabditida; Rhabditidae
Source: the annotation of a GenBank genome assembly
AUGCUUCUUUGGUUGCUUCUCUUAACCUUAUCUGCUCCAUUCAGCAAAGCACAGGAUGGUGCCCCAUUGGAGAUUCCUGGUGAAGACCUCGAGCCGUUUGAUGUUCCAUUGAAGGAGUUAGAGAAGGACACGAAAGAGGUGACAACUUUAAAUGAACAGUGCAAAAGAUUCAUCAAUCACUACAGAUAUUAUUGUCGCACAUCCAACAUUGCCACAUAUAAUGAAGAAGUUCGGAUAAUUUGUGAAAGAUACAGAACUUACUGUUCAGAUAGAGUGUACCCAUCCGUCAACCAUAUCAGACGUCAAACUAACUAUUGGAAACAGUCGGGAUUACCUCAGUCAGCCAUUAAUGCGCUUACGUCGUGCUAUUCGAGAUGCAAAGAAACUGAUCCAGUUUGCAUCAAUGCAUGUGAAUGUAUUCACCUGCAAUGGACUAUGGAGAGCUUUUGCAAUCCCACAAUGACGGCUCCUUCAGGACCGAAUUGCCAGAGAUGGGCAGCUAAAUGCCGAGCUAUCUGGAAACCGUUACCAGAUUAUACUCCUCUUGAUCGACAACUCUACGGACCCAUGGCCCCACCACCAAUUGUUAGAGGAAUUUUCUACGGUUACGAUGGAGCAGGGAACCAUCGUGUUUUCGAUCGUCCACGAGACCAUGGAGUUUCUUUCUGGCGUGGUACGAAUACAGUCCUGGUCGAUUGGCCCGAAGGAAAAGUCAGUACUGGAACUACAUGGGAUGUACCUUUCGUUGGUGUUCACGGUAUUUACAAUGCGGUCGAUGUAGGGUUCCCCAACCCUCGCCGGGCGCUUGCGGAACUGACGAAGGACAAUCCAGAUCCAUUAAAUCCUGGAACAGGAAGAUAUCACUCUUAA